This is a messenger RNA of Protopolystoma xenopodis, 249 nucleotides long. The record is from the annotation of a GenBank genome assembly. NCBI's taxonomy places the organism in Eukaryota, Metazoa, Platyhelminthes, Monogenea, Polystomatidea, Polystomatidae.
AGGGAAUAUCUUACUUUAGUUGAACAAUGUAUGAACUUUGCAUGUGAAAUGAUGGAUCUCUGUCGGGGCACUCAAGAAGUUGAGGCUGUUAUCUCCGACUUCUUGGAAGACGGUGCCAACGUUCGAGAUCCCUUGGGUCGGCUUCGACUUGCAAUUAGGUUUGAGGAGAAAAAAGUAAGCGAUUUAACUGCAGUAAUUUUACACUUAAAACAGCGUAUGCACUAUGCCGUGCAAGUAAAGACACUUUAA